GCUGAGCACAUACAAUGUGACAACACUUCCAAUCCACUCAGAACAACCCUCUCCCUCCAGCAGAGAGUGUCACCUCCUGCUUUAGGAUCAUCAAGCUCUGCUGACUGGAUCUCACCCUGCCUGGAGGAUCAUAUUGCAAGAAUUUCACCCUUCCCUACCUUGCCUGGGGGUAAAUCUCUUCUGAGGAAUCUCAGGAAAUCAAAUUCCACCCUAAGACUGUUUUUACUAAGAAUUUCCCUAGGAGCUGUGUUGGGGUCCUGCGAUGAUACACCAGCCACUUGUGCUGCCACCCAUCAAAACCUUGGAUGGCCCUACUUUCAGAAUAGCCUUCUAGUAUAGGAACUACUUUGAAAAGGACAAAACUAUUACAGAAGUUGUUGAACUUGCAAGUGUUGAGAAUGAGGUCAUGAUGCCUGGAUUUAAGAAAUUAUUUAAGACAAUGUCAAAUAUGAUUCAAGAGAAAAUGUGAUUUGAGUCUGGAGACAAUUGUGCAUAUCAACUAAAAAUAAAAAUCCAUUAUAAUUGAUAGAAGAGAAAACAUUAUUCAGAAGAUUGCUACAAUUAAAAAGAAAGGCUGCUUGUAGUUUGAUUUAUAUUAUAUUGCACAUUUUGACUUUAAUGAUGGAGAAAAAGUGUAUCCUGUAUUUUCUGUUUCUCUUGCCUUUUUGUACGAUUCUUGUCAUAGCAGAAUCGAAAGAAGAGGAGAGCUCUGAUCACUUAAUUCAGUUGGGUGUUACUAGAAAUAAAGUCAUGACAGCUCAAUAUGAAUGUUACCAAAAAAUUAUGCAAGACCCUAUUCAACAAACAGAAGGCAUUUACUGCAACAGAACCUGGGAUGGAUGGCUGUGCUGGAAUGACGUUGCUGCAGGAACCGAAUCAAUGCAACACUGCCCCGAUUACUUUCAGGAUUUUGAUCCUUCCGAAAAAGUUACAAAGAUCUGUGACCAAGAUGGAAACUGGUUUAGACAUCCAGCAAGCAAUAGAACAUGGACAAAUUAUACCCAGUGUAAUGUUAACACACACGAGAAAGUUAAGACUGCACUGAAUUUGUUUUACUUGACUAUAAUUGGACACGGAUUAUCUAUUGUAUCACUGCUUCUCUCGCUUGGCAUAUUCUUUUAUUUCAAGAGUCUAAGUUGUCAAAGGAUCACCUUGCACAAAAAUCUGUUCUUCUCUUUCGUUUGUAACUCUAUUGUAACAAUAAUUCAUCUCACAGCAGUGGCCAACAACCAGGCCUUAGUGGCCACAAAUCCUGUUAGUUGUAAAGUGUCUCAGUUCAUUCAUCUUUACCUGAUAGGCUGUAACUACUUUUGGAUGCUUUGUGAAGGCAUUUACCUACACACACUUAUUGUGGUGGCUGUGUUUGCAGAGAAGCAACACUUGAUGUGGUAUUAUUUUCUUGGCUGGGGAUUUCCACUAAUUCCCGCUUGUAUACAUGCUGUUGCCAGAAGCUUAUAUUACAAUGACAACUGCUGGAUCAGUUCUGAAACCCAUCUCCUCUACAUUAUCCACGGCCCAAUUUGUGCUGCUUUACUGGUGAAUCUUUUUUUCCUAUUAAAUAUUGUACGUGUUCUCAUCACCAAAUUAAAAGUUACCCAUCAAGCAGAAUCCAAUCUCUACAUGAAAGCCGUGAGAGCUACACUUAUCCUGGUGCCAUUACUGGGCAUCGAAUUUGUGCUGAUUCCAUGGCGACCAGAAGGAAAGAUUGCAGAGGAGAUAUAUGACUACACCAUGCAUAUCCUUAUGCACUUUCAGGGUCUUUUGGUUUCUACAAUUUUCUGCUUCUUUAAUGGAGAGGUUCAAGCAAUUCUGAGAAGAAACUGGAAUCAAUAUAAAAUCCAGUUUGGAAACAGCUUUUCCCAUUCAGAUGCUCUCCGUAGUGCAUCUUACACAGUGUCAACAAUCAGUGAUGGUACAGGUUAUAGUCAUGACUGUCCUAGUGAACAUUUAAAUGGAAAAAGCAUUCAUGAUAUUGAAAAUGUUCUCUUAAAACAGGAAAAGUUAUAUGAUUGAUAAUAGAGGGAGUAUUGCUUAAGCAUUUUUGCCACUCCUAACUCAAGGACUUGGAUCCAUGAUUAAACAACCAGAGGACUUCAAUAUUACGUGUAUUUCUUAAAUGCCACAAAGAAAAACCCUCACAUGAAUUCAGUAGUGUGUUGAUAAAGGUUUAACAACUAGUUCUGUGGGAGAAAAAAAAGCCCUAAUUUGUACUAUUUGCCAGUUUCUAUGGAGUAAAUUCUCUCACCAUAGCUGAUUUCAAGCUAUCACCUUGACAUCACUGAAUGGAGAAUUGGGAAAAGAUGAGCACAGUCCAUUUGUAGACUGAUGUGAGCGAGCUCCAGCACACCACUGCAUGAACUCACAAAAGAGUAAGACUGUGAAAGUUCACACACAUUGGGCAUGAUUCUACUCUUGUUGGCUCAAGAGACCUGGCUAAGGCCUAUAGACUUGGAGAGGAAAUUGCCUUUUCAUUUCUUUGUUUUUAAAAUCUUUUAUCCCAUAUUCAUUGGUGCAGUUGAUUUUUUUUUGCUCAGAAAGUAUUCUAGCCCUUUUUAUAUUUACUCUUUCAAAUGGACCAGACAGAGAGUUAAUUUUCCUGUUGGCUUUUCCUCUUCUCCCCAAGAAAUGCAACUGAGCAGAAUGCUAUUGGCUACUCAUUUACUGAUACAUCAUAGUUAUACCUUGUGUCAUAUCCAUUUCUGAGACUUGAUGAAUAGGAUGUAUGAUAUGCAGUCUACUUUGAUGCUGUUAGGGAGACAUAUUGGUUGAUACUACAGAACACCUUGUCUGCCACUUCCCUAUCUUACGACACAAAUGGGAGGGAAUCAGUUUCCCUGUAUCUGUAAAUAAAAACUUUUGCCCCUUCCAUUUCUACUGUGUAGACAAAUUAGCAGUUAUUUUACAUGAAAGGAAUCAAUGAAGGAUCUUAUUUUCUUGGAAGUUUGUAAAAAAAAUUGUUGCUAAGAAUUAGCUUGUAAAUAUCCUGUUAAUCUGUUGUAUAGUCUCAAAUCAAAUACAUACAAUUCAGGUAAAUUUAAAAAAAAAAACAUAAUGAACAAUGUAUGCAUAUUAAUAUCUGAUACUGUGUCUGGGCUGGUUUUAUAAUAAAAUAGAGUCUGGAAUUCUAUGUUUGCUAAAUAUUUUAAAGACAACCAGAUGCCAGCAUCAGAAGUUAGUUUGAGAACUAAGAGAACAAAAGUAUCUAUGAUAAGAUGAAAAAUAUUUAUUAAAAAAGUUAAGGCCAUUAUUUUAUUGAAUAUUUUAGCUUUGGUGAUUCAUACUUUAAUAAUAGGUGUGUUUGACAUAUUUCUACUUUUAUUUUGAAGAUGAACUUGUAUUCUAAUCCAGAAAUUUUAAAAGACUCCUACUAUAUACUAAGUUCCAAACUGCUACUCUUAUGAUCUUUACCCAACUAAAAAUAUUGCUUUUCUGACUUUUACUGUAUGAAGAUAUAUAGGUUUGGAAUUGUUCCAGGCUAUUUUUUAAAAACUUGAGGAAUACAAUAUAUAUCAUAUACAAUAUUUUAAUAGAGUGAUUAUGAUCAUAUGAUAAUAGAAAUCAGUGAAAGACUUGAAUAUAUCAAUGAGGAAGAACUGUGGUCAGAACGUUUAUGGAAUAAUUACAUUAAGAUGGAAGAAAGCAUUGCUAAUGAAUUAAAGUGACAUUUAAAUGCAACUCAGUUUCUGUAAUGUUAUUUUCCACUGGAAUUUCUGAAAAACAGAAAUGACUUCAAUUAGUAAAAGUCAGUUUGGACACAAUCAUUAUGUGUAUGUGUUUUUCCAGUGUGUCAAUCUUCUUAAAAUGGAUUAAAUUAAUGACUAAGUUAUCAUAGACUGUUUCUUAAACUGUCAAUAGAUAGUGACUUGAGAAGGCACUUAAAAUUCUCCAGGAAAAUUAUCUAAAUUAUUAAGAAUUAACAUAUUAAAUGACCUGAUCAAUACAUUUAUAAUUUAUCUAUACAUGUAAAGGUUUUAUUGUUGAUUUCAAAUUUAUGAAUUUAAUAGCAAGCUAUCAUAAAAAGGAAUGCAGGCUGUUUUGGACUUUCUACUGUCUAAAUUAUGCUAAACUUCCUUAAAAUAAACUCAUUUUUUAGCUAUUCAUUAUACAAAGACACAGGUUCAAAUCCUUUACUGACACUAUUCACAUGUUUCAACAUUCUUCCAGACAAACUGUCAAGUCUCAACCAUGAUGGCAGUAGAAAAUGUUAAAUUAUCAGUAUGCACUAUAUUAAAAUUAUAUUGUAAUUUUCAAGUAUUUUUUAUUGUACUUUUAUCAUUUUAACUUUAGAACAUAUUUCCUUUGACCAGGAAUCAUCUGUUAUACAGUCUUCAGUUGUAUGCAGUCCAUAAUUAAUCAGCGUUAGUUUCAUACCCCUAUUUUUUUAGGAGUAAUAUUUUCAAAUAUUAGACUUUUGUAAAGCUGAAGUGCUAAUGAAGUUUUCCUUUGUAUCUGACUCAUGAAAAAAAAUGUAAAAUCAAUACUUUUUAAAGGCAAACUUCUUUGUAUCUAAAAAUUAAUUUGGGAAUUUCUACCUUUUAAAAUAUAGAUCUGCUGUUUUUCUGCAAGUAUUUGUGGAAGUCACAUUUAAAAUUUUAAAAAUUCUAACCUGUCAUUUUUUAUUUUUUAGUUAUUUUCUAGUGCAUUUAUUCAUAAAAUAUCUAUUCUGGAAUUUAGUGUUUGCUCAAAUGUAAUCCAGUGUACAUAGAAUUACUAGUAGCUGUAGUACUGUAUUUAAUGCUUAAUAAUUUUUUGAAGUGUGAACUUAUUUUAAUUUUCUUCGUUUUAAUCUGCUAAUAGAAACCACCAUUUUUUAAAUCAGAAAGAUAUACCCUAAAAUUUUCCAUCAAUUCAAACAACUCUUGUUAUUCCUACUUGAUAUAUAUCUCUAUUUUUUGAUUGUAUAAAAAUAUUAAAGUUAUGAGCUAAAAUUGA
Manis pentadactyla (Chinese pangolin) is the source of this 4932-nucleotide messenger RNA. It is a transcript of the gene CALCRL, whose product is annotated as calcitonin receptor like receptor. Gene Ontology annotation, molecular function: adrenomedullin receptor activity; calcitonin receptor activity; calcitonin gene-related peptide receptor activity. Lineage: Eukaryota; Metazoa; Chordata; Mammalia; Pholidota; Manidae. The transcript has 17 exons. Gene Ontology annotation, cellular component: plasma membrane. The record is from RefSeq and is a predicted model, not a curated record. Gene Ontology annotation, biological process: adenylate cyclase-activating G protein-coupled receptor signaling pathway; cell surface receptor signaling pathway; angiogenesis. Bases 619 to 2013 code for a protein of 464 amino acids.